Thlaspi arvense is the source of this 1282-nucleotide messenger RNA. Lineage: Eukaryota; Viridiplantae; Streptophyta; Magnoliopsida; Brassicales; Brassicaceae. The record is from the annotation of a GenBank genome assembly.
CAAAAUUCACAACACAAACUCUUCCUCUCUUCUUUAAUUAAAUUAUAGAAACAAACACAAAUCAAAGUUUCAUUACUUUUUCAAAAAAAAAAUGGGUAGUGCUACAUCAGCCAUGCUGAUCCUAUUACUAGCAAUGGUCAUUGCAUCUUGUGCCAAGGCCAUGGACAUGUCCAUCGUUUCCUACGACAAUAGCCACCACGUGACCACCGAUCCCAGCCGCCCCAACGUUUUCGAUGCCGAGGCAUCUUUGAUAUUCGAGUCAUGGAUGGUCAAGUACGGGAAGGUGUACGACUCCGUUGCUGAGAAGGGACGGCGUUUAACGGUUUUCAAGGACAACCUCCGUUUCAUCACUAACCGGAACGCUGAGAAUCUCAGUUACCGACUCGGUUUAACCCGGUUUGCUGAUCUAUCUCUCCAUGACUACAAUGAACUCUGUCACGGGGCUGAUCCAAAACCACCUAGGAACCACGAUUUCAUGACUAGUAGCGACAGAUACAAGACUAGUGUUAGUGAUGUGCUUCCUAAUUCCAUCGACUGGAGGAAUGAAGGUGCUAUGACUGAAGUCAAAGACCAAGGCGAUUGCAGGAGUUGUUGGGCGUUCUCGACGGUUGGGGCAGUGGAAGGCUUAAACAAGAUUGUGACAGGAGAGUUAGUCACUUUGUCUGAGCAAAUUUUGAUCAAUUGUAACAAAGAAAGUAAUGGUUGCAGAGGAGGUAAAGUUGAGACUGCCUUUGAGUUCAUAGUUAACAAUGGUCUUGGUACCGACAACGAUUAUCCUUACAAGGCUGUUAAUGGAGUUUGCGACGGUCGGCACAAGGAAAACAAUACGAAUGUUGUGAUUGAUGGAUAUAAGAAUUUGCCUGCAAAUGACGAACUUGCUCUAAGGAAAGCUGUUGCUCACCAGCCAAUAACCGCCAUUAUCGAUUCCAGCAGCCGGGAAUUUCAGCUUUAUGAAUCGGGAGUUUUCGAUGGAACUUGUGGAACAAACCUAAACCAUGGAAUUGUUGUGGUCGGGUAUGGAACCGAGAAGGGUCGUGACUAUUGGAUUGUGAGAAAUUCGUGGGGCAACACAUGGGGAGAGGCUGGCUACAUGAAGAUGGCUCGCAACAUUGCCAAUCCAAGAGGCUUGUGUGGUAUCGCGAUGCGAGCUUCAUACCCUCUAAAGAACUCGUUUUCUACCGAUAGAAGCUCCAUGGCCUAAUAAUAUAAACUAAAUGUAUCUCAUGCAAAGGAUCGAUCGAGUGACACAACAACGUAUUCGACUUUGAAGGGAAAAUAAUGU